Messenger RNA from Emiliania huxleyi CCMP1516, 1245 nucleotides. RefSeq names its product arginase. Gene Ontology annotation, molecular function: arginase activity; manganese ion binding. Gene Ontology annotation, cellular component: cytosol; nucleus; cytoplasm. The coding region runs from base 1 to 1245 and encodes 414 amino acids. NCBI's taxonomy places the organism in Eukaryota, Haptophyta, Isochrysidales, Noelaerhabdaceae. The transcript is spliced from 3 exons. The record is from RefSeq and is a predicted model, not a curated record.
AUGGCGUGUCCGGCACCCAUCCACCUGCUCCGCUUCCCGCAGUGGCAAGGCAGCGAUGCGCACGCACACCUCGCCGGCGGCCGAGCCGCGGCUGCGAUCGUCGAGAGCGUGCUCCAGCCCUCGAGCGUCUCUGCCGUGCCAAUCUUUGAGGCGGAAAACAGCUGCGAUCCAGGCGUCGAUGCGAAAGGGCAGUCGCAGUGUGUCCGCCACUUGGAGGCCAUCACGCGCCAGGCGCGGGUGGCACGCGCUCAGCUCGACGAGCUGCCGCCGUCCGCACGCGUCUUCACGUGCGGCGGCGACUGCGGCGUCGAGGUGGUGCCCGUGGCGAGGGCCAGCCGGUUGUGGCCAGGCCUCGCUGUCGUGUGGUUCGACGCGCACGCGGACCUCAACACUCCCGCUUCCUCUCCGAGCGGCCACUUCCACGGCAUGCCGGUCCGCACGCUGCUCGGCGACGGCCCGCCAGAGCUGCUGCAGCUGCUGCCGUCGCGGCUGGAGCCGUCCCAGCUCAUCUAUGUCGGCGCGCGCUCGCUCGACCCUCCAGAGCAGGACUACGUGGACUCGCACGCCGUGACGCUCCUCUCCGCUGAGCCGGCCAGCUCCCUCCCGGACAGGCUCUCCGCCGCCCUCCGCAAGGGCCGCUUCGGCGCAGCGUACGUGCACGUGGACCUGGACGUCCUCGACCCGUCCUCCUUCCCGCACGCGGUCGCUCGCGCACUGGCGGAGCUGUUGCUGCCGCGGCCAGAUCCGCCCCCACCGGCUCCCAUGUCGCUGUCGCCGCCCGCCUGGCCGGCGCACUACCGGCCCAUCGCGCACGAGCCCUUUGGCGACGGCGGCCAAGCCACGCUCGACACGCUGGCGCGGUACGUCGAGGCGGAUCAGCCAGUCGUCCUCACCGGCGCAGACAUCGUCGACGUGGAGCGCUGGUCGGACAACGCAAAGGUGGAGGCGCUGCUCGGCGACAAGGCGGAGGCGUCGCUCUCGUUUGGCGAGUUCCUGGCCGAGGCGGAGAGGCUCGCGGCCGGCGACUCGGCCGAGCGGCUCUACCUGCAGGAGACGAUGAGCGGCCACCCCGAGCUGGCGGAGGAGUUUCGGAGCUGGAACUGGCCCUUUUUGCUGCAAAACUCGAACCGCCACCGAUGGGGGCUGCCCGACUCGAACGAGCUUUUCAUCGGCAUGCAGGGCGCCGAGACGGACGCGCACUACGACGAGCGGCACAACCUCUUCUUCCAGGCGACAGACACCUAG